Messenger RNA from Oncorhynchus masou masou (cherry salmon), 4649 nucleotides. RefSeq names its product glutaminase b (gene glsb). Gene Ontology annotation, biological process: L-glutamine catabolic process. Gene Ontology annotation, molecular function: protein binding; glutaminase activity. The transcript has 18 exons. Lineage: Eukaryota; Metazoa; Chordata; Actinopteri; Salmoniformes; Salmonidae. The record is from RefSeq and is a predicted model, not a curated record. Bases 143 to 2110 code for a protein of 655 amino acids.
UUACAACGCCAGUACAUUACAGUGCUAGUCAUUGCCCACUCUGAAUGUUAACGUGGUACAGUGACUUUGACCAUCUUUCAAUUUCGGGUUUUAGGAUUUUUUUCAGGCAGACAUUCUCCUCAACUUGCUCGAAAGGAUUGAAAUGUUACAGUUUAGGUUUUCGGCAGUGCUGAAGGAGUUGUUUCAAUCCAACCUAAAGCGCCCUUUGACAGGUAUUACAAGAAAUAAAACGUCGUUACCAAUCCAUUACUGCUCCAGCAACGCCUCUCUUGAUGUCCAAGUCAGCUUCAAAUUGAAGCUUCUCCAUGCCGGUGUCCACCGCCCUUUGCUUUGCGCCGCACCUGGGACCCGGACCUACUGCACGAAGACCGAAGGUGCUGCUAUACCUGUGACUGAAAGUGCUAUACCGGUGACCGACCAGGAGAAGAAAGAUGAGACUGCCAAAGAAGCAGCGGCGGAGAAGAGAAGGAAGGCAGGCAUCCUGCCCAGUCUGGAGGACCUGCUCUUCUACACCAUCGCAGAGGGCCAGGAGAAGAUCCCCGUCCACAAAUUUCUCACAGCACUAAAGGCCACGGGACUACGCACAGGAGAUCCCCGGCUGAAGGAAUGCAUGGACACCCUUAAAGUCACCCUGAAGAACACCUCGGACGGAGUCAUGCUGGACAGAGACCUCUUCAAGAAAUGUGUCCAGAGCAACAUAGUCUUGCUCACCCAGGCCUUCCGCAAGAAGUUUGUCAUCCCCGACUUCCAGUCCUUCUCUUCUCACAUCGACGAGCUCUACGAGAGUGCCAAAAAUCUGACCGAAGGCCAGGUUGGUAAUCAGCCCAUCCUGGGGGAGGUUGCAGACUACAUCCCCCAGCUUGCCAAAUUUAGCCCAGACCUGUGGGCCGUGUCUCUGUGUACCGUGGAUGGACAAAGACACACGGUAGGCGACACCAAGGUCCCCUUCUGCUUGCAGUCGUGUGUGAAGCCGCUGAAGUACGCCAUCGCGGUGCACGACCACGGCACCGAGUACGUGCACCGCUUCAUCGGGAAGGAGCCCAGCGGCCUGCGCUUCAACAAGCUCUUCCUGGACGAGGACGAUAAGCCCCACAACCCCAUGGUGAACGCCGGCGCUAUUGUUUGCACCUCAUUGAUAAAGCAGGGAGCGAGCAAUGCUGAGAAGUUUGACUAUGUCAUGAACUUCCUGAAUAAGAUGGCAGGAAAUGAGUAUGUAGGCUUCAGCAAUGCCACAUUCCAGUCGGAGCGCGAGUCAGGAGACCGGAAUUUCGCUAUCGGCUACUACCUGAAAGAAAAGAAGUGUUUUCCUGAGGGGACAGACAUGACGUCCAUUCUGGAUUUCUACUUCCAGCUAUGCUCCAUCGAGGUGACCUGCGAGAGUGCCAGCGUCAUGGCGGCCACCCUGGCCAACGGCGGCUUCUGUCCAAUCACGGGCGAGCGCGUGCUGAGCCCGGAGGCAGUGCGUGACACGCUGAGCCUCAUGCACUCCUGUGGCAUGUACGACUUCUCUGGCCAGUUCGCCUUCCACGUGGGCUUGCCAGCCAAGUCGGGCGUGGCAGGGGGCAUCCUUCUGGUGGUGCCCAACGUUAUGGGCAUCAUGUGCUGGUCUCCUCCACUGGACAAGCUGGGCAACAGUGUCAGAGGCAUUCAAUUCUGCACGGACCUGGUGUCUCUCUUUAACUUCCACAACUACGACAACCUGAGGCACUUUGCCAAGAAGCACGAUCCUCGCAGGGAGGGAGGCGACCAGAGGGUCAAGUCUGUCAUCAAUCUCCUGUUUGCCGCCUACACCGGAGACGUCUCGGCACUAAGGAGGUUUGCCCUCUCCUCCAUGGACAUGGAGCAGAGGGACUACGACUCCAGGACGGCUCUACAUGUUGCAGCAGCAGAAGGACAUGCAGAGGUGGUGCGCUUCCUCUUAGAGGCGUGCAAGGUGAACCCUGUUCCCAGGGAUAGGUGGGACAACACUCCAAUGGAGGAGGCCUUGCACUUUGGCCAUCACGACGUGGUCACCAUCCUCCAGGACUAUCAAAACAAGUACAACCCACAAGAGGCCCCCAAGAAGAAGGUCAAGGAGACGACGGAGAACAACCUGGACGGCCUGCUGUAAUGUAGCCUUGCGAGCCAGCAGGUGGCACCACGCUGCUUUUAUAUCAUCUCUACUAUACUAGACUGCUGUUUUUGUGGUGGGAUAUGCUUUUUGGAGUGACUUUUUUUUUUGUCGACUUUGUAUGAUGUCAAAUUUCUGAACUGUGUGUUUGAUUGAACGUGUGUUUUUUUAAAUAUAUUUUUUAUACUCCCUUUUACCGUAAGCGUUUUGCUUUACCUUUGUCGUGCGCGUUGCUCGUUUUGCGACCGUGUUGCUUACUUUUGCUGUAUCUUGUCUCUCUUCCAUCACCAAGUAUGUGUGGUGUGUGUUAGGGUCCCAAAUCAAAGUGCACAAUCUGAAUUGAAUCUUUGUGACAAUGGUGUAAAAUUAUAAAGUGAUAUUAUUAUACAUAUUCUCCUACAUGUAAAUUGUAUAUUUAUGUACUGUUGAAAGUUAGUUCAUUUCAUGAUAUCAAGAACCAAUACUUCCUGUAGUAGAUCAUCUAGCAGUUUGGUCUUCUUCCUGGAGGGCCACAAUGUCCAGUAAUCUUUGGCCAAAUCAGGCACUCUCUAUGGAGUGAUAUGAUGUUGGCACUAAUGUCACUCCGUACCAUUCUAGCUACAGUGCUUCUUUUAAUGCCUGGUUGGACAGUUAAAUAAACGGUGGGACAUGAUGGGCCACCACGAGGGUAGAGGCACUAUAUGGUCCUGUAGCCACCUUAGUCACAUGUAAAGGAUGCCAGAUGUUACCAGACUCCAUAUGCUUCCACUAAUCCGGGUUCAGACUUGUCUUUGACUUUUUAUCAACCCUACUGCAUAGGAACUAUAUGCGCUUUCAUUUCAAUAUCAUUUUUCUGUACUUUGACUUUGUUUGGGAAGAGCUCAAGACCCUCUUUAAUUUAUAUAUAUAUUUUUUGGUCUGUUUUUCUGUAUUUUCUCAUUUAUAACAGUGGAAUUGUACUUCCCUAUAGCUUAAUACUGUAUGUAAUGCGCACAACACAGGCGGUUGUCUGUUUGUAGAGAGGUCUCUAAAUCAGGAACUGCCGACACAACGUGGGUAUCUGCGUCCCCAUGAUAAAACACUAGUCUGCCAUCAUACAGAAUACUUUCUAUCAAACCAAUACAACAGGACUAAAGCCUACAAGUAAACCAUCUACCCACUCUUUAUCGGAAGCACUUUUCUGAAUGGAGGAAACCAAUUGGACAUGUUUUGUGUAAAAGAGCGGGCUAACGUGUUAAAUACAUAAACAUAUUGCAGUUGACAUGAAUAUUGUCAAAGAGAAUCCUCUUGGAUGUCAUUUUGUAUGAAUAGGCGUGUGCCUGUGGCCAGGAAUCAAUUUCCCCACAGUAGUUAAGAUCAGCUGGUGUGUAAAGGACCAUAUUACACAAGAUAAUCUAGGCUUAAUUCAGGAUUGGAAUUAUAGCGUAGUCAUAUUCCAUUUAAUUUCCAAAGAGUCUAAGAGAUGAAUGGAAAGUCCAGAAUGACUUAUUGUAUUUGUAUGUUAUGCUUUGCUACCUGAAUAUGCACAGUAGCGUUGUAUCCUUGACAGGUGCAACAGUUGGUUGAUUUAUGUGUCCGUUUUGUGCAUAGCCACUCAUGAGGUCCAAUAUGAAUGUCAGAUCCAUCCACUUGAGGAGUGACGCACAGUAUGACGUGAGCAAUACCAAAAACAUAACCACUUGCAGUCAAUUUACAACCUGUUUUUAUUUAUUUUUUAAAUUAAUGUUAACGUGAAUGUUAAGACCGCAUGAAGCAAUACUGUACAAUAGAUCAAAUUAUAAAUGAACAACAGUGGUAGUAUUUGUUUUCCUCAUAAGACUGAUGUAGCAUAAAGAACAGCUUCAUUGACACAAUGGGGAAUAACCUUACGCAACGUUCUAAUCCAGAUAACGAAUACACAGAUGGAAAAUCAAGUGGAUUGGAAAUCCCUGUCCUCUAUGUACAUAACAUCUCUACCACUACUUGUUGGUCUCUGUAAGGCAACGUGGCCGGUUUUCAGCAACUCCCCAGAUCUGUCUGAGACGGUGACAUUGUGUAUAGAAAAAUGUUCAAAUGAAAGCCAAAGAAUGAUAACGGAACACGUUGCCACAGAAACUCAACCUCCUUCACCACUCCCAGUAGUCCGGGAAACACAAGACCUGAACCCUCCAAUCAAUCACCUCCAUAACACUGUCGUAUCCGUGACAUACAGGGAAAGGUCUCAAAAUCAGACUUUGGUUUUGCUAUUGUUGAUUCAGUGAAAGGUAACCUUGCCUGUGACCUGAACUUGUCAGCUGCCUAGGCUUUAGCUCAGAGGGCGAACACAAUAUUGUGGCUUGCAGAAGACCGGAGUUUGAACCCCUGUAGGUCAUAUGGACAGAUGGUUCAAGUCAGGUGUCACCAAUAGUUGCAGACCAGUCUAAAGUUCCAACUAAAGACAGUUCUGAAUGUAUUGCUAAACACGGAUGUCCUUUUCUGUUCAUAUUUUAGGGCAUAGUUGAUGUGCAGAUGUGCGAUUGCUCCUGACAUUGGAAUAUAUACACAUUUAUUUUAAUAAACAAGGUUAAAUAAAUCAAAGCUA